Adelges cooleyi (spruce gall adelgid) is the source of this 1952-nucleotide messenger RNA. Its product is annotated as histone deacetylase 3-like. Gene Ontology annotation, molecular function: histone deacetylase activity. Lineage: Eukaryota; Metazoa; Arthropoda; Insecta; Hemiptera; Adelgidae. The transcript is spliced from 3 exons. The coding region runs from base 227 to 1528 and encodes 433 amino acids. The record is from RefSeq and is a predicted model, not a curated record.
UUUUAAUGUAAGUUGUAACUUGUAAAUUGUAAUACACUUAGUAAAAUAAUAAUAUGAUUUAAGUACCUACUGUUUGGAAUUUAAGUUGUUUCGAGAUUUUUGUUGUGUUCGUUGAUUUAUCUUAAUACUGUUUUUUUUCAAUAACUUAGUUCAAAAAGUUUAUUUAUAAUUUUUUUGGUAGUAAUCCAAUCAGAAGUAUAACUUGAUAUGAUAUUAAUUUUACAACAUGUCUAACAAACGAGUGUUUUAUUUCUACAAUCCGGACGUGGGUAAUUUCCACUAUGGUCCUGCACAUCCGAUGAAACCUCAUCGGUUGUCUGUCAUACAUAGUCUAGUGUUGAAUUAUGGCCUUUACAACAAAAUGAAAAUUUAUCGACCUUACCGUGCAAGUGCUCAUGACAUGUGUCGUUUCCAUCACGAUGAAUACAUAGAAUUUCUUCAAAGGGUAACACCACAAAAUCUCACCACAUACAGCAAAUACUUGAACCACUUUAAUGUGGGCGAAGACUGUCCCGUGUUCGAAGGUCUGUACGAUUUUUGUUCAAUGUAUACCGGAGCUUCGUUGGAUGGAGCAAUGAAACUUAAUAAAAACGUCUGCGACAUUGCAAUAAACUGGUCAGGCGGACUUCACCAUGCUAAAAAAUUUGAAGCAUCAGGUUUCUGUUAUGUAAAUGAUAUUGUUAUAGCAAUUUUGGAACUGCUAAAAUAUCAUCCAAGAGUUUUGUAUAUUGACAUUGAUGUACAUCAUGGUGACGGUGUACAAGAAGCCUUUUAUUUAACGGACCGCGUUAUGACGGUAUCAUUUCAUAAAUAUGGCAAUUGGUUUUUCCCUGGAACCGGUGAUAUGUAUGAAAUCGGCGCUGACGUAGGACGAUAUUAUUCUGUAAAUGUGCCGCUCAAAGAAGGAAUUGACGAUUUGAGUUAUUCACAGGUAUUUAAACCAGUAAUUCAACAUGUAAUGGAUUUGUAUCAACCUACAGCAAUUGUUCUUCAAUGUGGUGCUGAUUCUCUAAAUGGUGACCGUUUAGGUUGUUUUAAUCUCAGUACCAAAGGUCAUGGUGAAUGUGUCAAAUUCAUUAAAGACUUAAAUGUACCAUUAUUGACUGUUGGUGGAGGAGGGUACACGUUAAGAAACGUUGCUCGUUGUUGGACGUAUGAAACCUCACUUCUGAUAGACGAAGAAAUAAGUAAUACAAUACCGGAACAUGAAUAUCGGGAUUACUUUGCUCCAGAUUUUUUGCUUCAUCCUGAAGUUGUUACGCGACAAGAAAACGCAAACAGUAAACAGUACUUGGAACUUAUCGUAAAGCAUACUUAUGAUAAUUUAAAAAUGGUACAGCACUCCCCUAGCGUUCAAAUCCAAGAUGUACCUGGUGAUGCGAUUGAUGCUGAAGAGGCAAAUGCUAUUGCUUUAGACGAAGCUGAUCCCGAUGUACGGCAAUCUCAAGUGGAACUCGAUAGGCGCGUUGACGCUCCUAAUGAAUUUUAUCAAGAUGAUAAAGAUCAGGAUUUUGAAGAGACUAGAUAAAAAAUUAUUUGUAUUUAUUGAAAAUUUGUGUAUCACAUGUACUGUUUUUAUAUAUUGAUAAUUCUAACUGUGAUUUUUUUUUAAAAACCUUUUUUAGUGUAAGGAAUAAGUGCUCGAAACAUUAUUAUAGUUAAUUAUUUAACUACAAUAUUCUUUCAAGCACUGUACAAUUUUAUUCUUAGUAACUUUUUUUUAUGUUGACAACUUUUUCAUGAAUAUUUGGAUAAUACAAAUGCUACCUUUGUCAUGGUAUAGUGGCAGUAUAAUUGUUUAAUUAAUAAGAUAUUUUUGAUAAUUGUGCGUUUAAUAAAAUAAUAAUGUCAUUUAAAGAUAAAGAAUUAUUAAAAUAACAUAAUAGUGCAUGAAUAAUAUUCAAUCAAUAUAUUAUUUUUAUAGUUUUAUGUUUUAAAAUAAUUGUAACCUA